Alternaria conjuncta is the source of this 699-nucleotide messenger RNA. RefSeq lists its product as uncharacterized. The coding region runs from base 1 to 699 and encodes 232 amino acids. The transcript is spliced from 2 exons. The record is from RefSeq and is a predicted model, not a curated record. Lineage: Eukaryota; Fungi; Ascomycota; Dothideomycetes; Pleosporales; Pleosporaceae.
AUGCCUCCGAAGCGAAAGAGCGAAGCAAUCACGACUGCAAAGCCUGCUAAGAAAGUUAGGGCAGGCGGCGCCUCUACACGCACACAUCCUCUGAAUAAGCCGGCCGGCGAUGAGAUACCCGUCAACGGCAACAUCAAGAAGAGAAAGCGCAAACAGCCCCUCUAUCCAAGCUCACGACCAUCCACAGCUACGAUGGAUGGUACAGCGUCCUCUCCAUUCAUGGCCCUGCCGACCGAACUGCGCUGCCAAAUCUACAACUACCUGUCCGCCAUCGUCUACGAUCCCGUCUUCCCCGAGCCGUGCAUCUGCAGCUGGGAAGUAUGUCGGAUGCCAACCGCACUCCUUCAACUCAACAAGACUAUAUACGAAGAAGUGAAGCAUCCCGCGGUACAGAAGCCUCUACAAAAGGUCAACGAUGAGCUUGCGCCCAAAAUUAUUCUCGGCCCGACGCGCGCUGAGAUAGACCCGGUGUACGUCGCGCUCUCGGAUACCUUUCAUCUCGCCGGCAAACAACUGCGUACGUACCUGGAUGGACCACAAAAGCACGGUACUGCGGUCAAAUAUGUUAGCUUGAAGAUCGCAUCGUGGUACAAUGACACUACAAAACGGGAAUAUGAGGGCUUCAAGUGCGCAGACCAAGUGCAAGACCAAGCACUUGCACAAGUUUGUCAAACAGACUUUGAGAAGAAUGGCGGUUAG